AUGGAGUUUGGGGAAAGGAAGAGGAGAAGGAAGUCACAGAGCUUUAAACUGGUCACGGAUGAAGAUUUUGCCCCUUCAUAUAUUAUGAAUUCCAACUGCAAAGACGCCAAAGGAGAGCCUAAGGAUGCUGCUGUGUCUGAUGGUUGGCUGGGGGAUGAGGGUGUGGAGAUCAAGAGGCAAAUAACAGGAAUGAUGAGGCUUCUGAGUGAUAAGUCCGGCAGGGCUUAUCAGCGUGUGGUAACAGAGCAGGACAGCGUAACAAAGGAGCCCCAGGAUCAGCACCUGACCUGGGUGCAUCAGCCUGUACCCUCAUCUCUUGUAUCGCACGACCACCAGUGCAACAGCUGGAACUCUGCAGAGGACCCAGGGCCUUCACCUUCAUCAAUAUCUACCUCCACCGGAAACGGUCCAGGCUUUGGUCAGUACAGCACCCGCUCCAAAGCUCUGAGGGUCCUCAACAACACCAAGGAUCUGAUCAAAGUGAACGAAGUGAAUGCAGAUGUGAUCCCUCCUGCUGCACCCGAAACCCCCUGCUGUAUGUGUAACUGUAAGGGCACCUUGCAAGCUAUUUUGCAGGAACUGCGAGCCAUGAGGAGGCUGAUGCAGACUCAAAAAGCAUCCUUGGAGAGACAGGAACAGGCAGCAUCACCAUGCCAACCCCGUCUUGGUCCGGGCCCCGCUCCUCGCUGUAGGCCCCGCAAGAGGAGGCCAAUAUAUAAAGCACCCCUGACUGUGUCUAGUACUAGAAAAGCAGCUCUUGCCCCUCUGGAAGGAUCGGCAUGUACAGCUGCACCUGCAGAAUCUGUAAAGAGGGAGGAAUGUGAGACAGAGCAAGCUUCAACUACACCCAACAGUCAUCCCGUCUCCUCUGAGGUUUCUGCGCCGCCACCUCAGAAUAAUCCAGUAACUGUCAAUAACAGACAAGAUCCUGUCCUGAACCAGCUACGGGAACCUCAGCAGUCUGAGGUGCGUCUUGCAGAGGAUCAUGACGUGUAUAUUUCAAAGGCUCAGCUGGACUCCAUUCUGGUUAACUAUACACGCUCUGGCAGCCUGCUGUUCCGCAAACUGGUGUGUGCCUUCUUUGACGAUACGACGCUGGCUAACUCCUUGCCAAAUGGCAAAAGGAAGAGAGGGCUCAAUGAUAACCGUAAGGGCUUGGACCAGAACAUUGUGGGUGCUAUUAAAGUGUUUACAGAGAAAUAUUGCACUGAACACAGAAUAGAGAAGUUGCCCGGGCCACGAGACUGGGUUCAGAUCCUUCAAGAUCAGAUCAAACUUGCCAGGAGGAGGCUGAAAAGAGAUGCUGCAGAAGCAGAAGAAGCCGUAAAUGGACCUUCCACAAGCUGUGACUAUAACAAGACUGCGAGUGUGGAGGGGACGAUGGUGAACAUGACUGGUUGA
Epinephelus moara (kelp grouper) is the source of this 1401-nucleotide messenger RNA. It is a transcript of the gene bend7, whose product is annotated as BEN domain containing 7. Bases 1 to 1401 code for a protein of 466 amino acids. The record is from RefSeq and is a predicted model, not a curated record. The transcript is spliced from 10 exons. Gene Ontology annotation, molecular function: DNA binding. NCBI's taxonomy places the organism in Eukaryota, Metazoa, Chordata, Actinopteri, Perciformes, Serranidae.